CAUUGGCUAUAUUGUGAACUUUUUGUGUGUGGGCGAUGUAAGUGCUUUUCCAACGCAAACACCUGGAAGCCCGACUGACAAUCAAAAUGAUCCUGGAAGUGCUCAAAGCUUACCUUACUCAGAAGCUGAAUCUUCUUUGAAUCGAAGCUUACUUCCAAUGGAAGGCAUGGAAUUAGUUAAGAGUUCAGGUAAUUACAGCUUACUUUUAAUGAAAAGUCUCAAAGACGUGGAAAAUGGCAACAAGCAACAUUCGUUGCCAAUGGAAGGCGUAACAUAUGAUGACAAGGUUUAUCACAAGGAAAGAUUACUUCCAGAUGAAGAUAUGGAAAUAGUAAGGUCUUAUAAAAAUGAAAGAUUUCUUCCAACGGAUGGCAAAAAACCAGUGGAUAACAUGAAUAGUCAUGAAGUAUCAAUGGAAGGGCAACAAAAUGCUGGCAAGGUUAAUCAAAUCAAAAGUUUACUUCCAAUGGACGAUAUGGAAAUAGUAAAGUCUUAUAAAAAUGAAAGAUUUCCAAUGGAAACCGAAAAGCCGCUGGAAUAUAAAAACAAUCCACAUGAUGAAAAGUCUUACCAAAUCGAAGUAUUACUUCCAAAGGAAGACCUAGAAGUAGCAGAGUCUCAUAAAAGUGAACUUUCACUUCCAAUAGAAGGCCCAAAGCCAGCGGACACCACAAAUAGUCAACAAAUAUCAAUGGAAGACGUUCAAAAUGCUGGCAAAGUAAAUCAAAUUGAAAGUUUGCUUCCACUGGAUGAUAUGGAUAUAGCAGAGUCAGCAAAAAUCGCCAGCAUUUUUCCAAGAAAACUUAAGAAAAUAAUCAAAAAUAACAAAAAUCACAAAACUCUUUCAAAACCAAGAGAUAGAAUAGAUAAUAUGUUCAUUUUACAUCACGCCCUCAAGAAUCGAAAAAAUACGAAUGUUCCACAACAUAAUCGAUCUAAAAUGAUCGAAUCCUUACGACCCACAAGUAAGGAUAAUAGAGAGUCUGGCACAACAAUCAAAUAUAUAAACAAACAACCAAAAGCCAACUUUGAUACAUCUGGAGAAAUGUUCGAAAAGUUUCCGAAUCUGUUAGCCGUGAACCAUAAUAAGGAUCUUAAGCAGAUGAUAUUAAAAAUCAAUGAACGGGGUGGCGCGACAAUGAACUAUUAUCCUGGUAAACAUUUGGAUUCUGUAUGCAUUGGCCGUUCCACCAUAUAUAACAAGCCCGUAGUAAUGGAUUGGCUGAAAACGAAAAUAUAUUCGGGCUGCAGCUCCAAUUCCGCUCAAUGGACCGGACCCGAGGCGUAUAGCAUGUGGUUUGCUUUCAGAUAUAACCUCUUCAAAAACGGAAGAUCUGAGGAGUGCCACAAAAUAGCUUUCAACACGUAUAGGUCCUAUCUGGAAUGUGCCUUGAUGCGCAAUCAACGCAUGGAGUUCUUAAUACCAAAAUAUCCACUUCAUCAAUUGGGAUACGUCUUUAUGUCCAGUAAGAGUAUAAAUGAGAACCUGUAUAACAGUUAUACAUCAUAUCAGCCAAAAUCGUAA
Molecule: messenger RNA, 1525 nt
Organism: Drosophila arizonae
Lineage: Eukaryota; Metazoa; Arthropoda; Insecta; Diptera; Drosophilidae
Source: RefSeq, a predicted model, not a curated record